CUGAAGCAGUCUGAAGGCUCACGUGCACAUUCAGAUCUUUCUGAUUCCUUGUUCUAUUCUGUAGACAGAACAUCGAUUGCACAUCUGUCCGUCCUGGUAGAAGGAUCCCUCCUCUGUUGUGCUUCCUGAGAAUUGAAGAUGUGGAGCCUUCAAAACCUAUUGUUCACCCUGUGCAUUGCUUCGAGUCAAGUCAUCAGCGCAGCAGGGUUGAUCCGUGUGUCUGGAUAUGAAGGAAGAGAAGCUAAAGUUUCUUGCCCCUAUGAAGAGGGUUAUGAGUCUUAUGAGAAAUACCUGUGCAGGAAUGAAUGUGGCGAUGAUGAUGUUCUUAUUACGACCACAAGAGGGAAGACAGACAGAUACUCCAUUGAUGAUGACAAAAAUAAAAGAGUCUUCACAGCGACCAUCUCUGAUCUUAGUUCUACGGAUGCUGGUAAAUACUGGUGUGGGGUGACCAGGACCGGAAAGGAUAUCUACACUGAAGUAAAACUGGAUGUAAAACCAGACCGCUGCUGUGACCAUUUCGCCAAAGUCCAAGGUUAUGAGGACAGUUCAGUGUCCAUCAAUUGUUCAUACAAGUCUGAGGACAGGAACAACCUGAAGUACAUCUGCAGAGGAAACCAGCCCUCCACCUGUCUGCAGCAGGCAGUAGUCACCUCUGACAUUAAACAAAAUGGACAGUUCAGCAUUAACGAUGACAAAAUCUCGAGCAAAUUCACGGUGACCAUUACCAGUUUGACCCAAAAGGAUUCUGGGAUGUACCUUUGUGGUGUCCAUAGAAACACCGGCCUGGAUGUCUUCUCUGGUGUUGAGCUAGAAGUCAAAGAGUGGUGCUGUAUGAAAUCCCACACUGUGAGCGGCAUUGUGGGACUUCCAGUAACUAUGGAGUGUCCCUAUUCACCACAACACAGGACAAACAUAAAGUUCCUCUGUAGGGGAGACCACCGUAACGACUGUACAGUCAUGGUGACGAGUCAACACAGCUCAGAUCAGACGGACCACAGGUUCACACUGCAAGAUGAUGCUGCUUCCAGCUCGUUCCUGGUCAACAUCACAGAGCUGAAAGCAGGUGACACUGGGACAUACUGGUGUGGUUCAGACCCACAGUGGAGUGUUGGUAACUACACCAAGAUUCAACUGUCUGUAGUUUUUCCACAGCAGACCAGCACUGUGGAACAACCUGUCUCAUCACAAGUCACACAAACCUCUAGUAGACCUAUCACAGAUGCAGCACUCCCCUUUCACCCUGUGGUUUUCAUUGUGCCUACUGUGCUGCUCGCUCUCACGUUUACCCUGGUUGUACUUUAUAAAUACAGAUGCUGCAAAGAGCAAGGAAUCAACGAGAACAGAACCACUAAGACAGCAGAAGCAGAUGAUGGGAUGAGUGAGGACAAUGAUUAUGAAAAUCAGGAAGUGAUCGUGAGCUCAAAGCAGGGGACCUCUAAACAGCAGAGCGCCUGGCACCGUGGGGAUGAGGAUGCAGGUGAAGAUCAACAAGAUUCUGUGUACCAAAACUUCACAACAGAUGACAUCUACUGUAAUGAAGUUUACGUUAAAGCCAAUAAGAAAUGAACAGUAUAAAUAACUUUGGUCAACGAUGCAUUUGUACUCAAAUUAUCCUGUUUGUAUUGUCUUCAUAUGAAAACAUUUUCAUGUGCCACUGUGGUCCAAUUUUCUGACUGUCUGACUUAAAAGCCACAGUAGGUUUUGUUGUGAUUAUUUGUACAAAAUGGUUUUAUUGUUAGGAUGUAUAUAUUUGUUGGCAUAACUCUGAUUUUACACUAUAGCCUUUUACACUCAUUAUAACAAACAAUUUAACACACCUGCACUCCUUGUAAGAAAUUGUGGAUAACCAUUUCAGGCAGUUACCUUUAUAUAUGUAUAUGUACCUUUAAAAAAGUGAAUAAAUAAACAAAAC
This is a messenger RNA of Thunnus maccoyii (southern bluefin tuna), 1915 nucleotides long. RefSeq names its product polymeric immunoglobulin receptor-like. The record is from RefSeq and is a predicted model, not a curated record. Bases 139 to 1569 code for a protein of 476 amino acids. The transcript has 9 exons. Lineage: Eukaryota; Metazoa; Chordata; Actinopteri; Scombriformes; Scombridae.